GUCGUCGUCGUCGUCUGAGCUGUGUUCGUUGUCGUUAUUCGACGUUUUCGCGGCUACUGUCAUCGCGACGGUGACUCCGUUUCGCGUUGCGUCGCGAUAUCGUGUGCGUCGCGUCCUCCGGAGUUCAACGACGACAGCCCGCGCGCGUUCUUCGACGCGACGACAAACUGCGUCGCGACGUCGCCUUCGACCGUGUGAUCGAGUUAACGAGUGAGAACAGAAAGAAUCCAGUUGUUACGCGUCACGAAGUUGAAGAAAUUUCGUUUUGGUUGGUGGACGUUCGUGUACGAGGGGCAGCUCGGCUGCUCCUCGCGCGAGGAGCAUCACGCGGGAUAAGGACCUGUCCGCGUCUCGACGGAAGCCGAGGUCGUCGCGAUGCUCGAUUGUCAUGGACACGGUCGUUCGAGUGAUUGUGCACAGUGAAGGUGUCAUCGGCGUACUCGGUACGACGUACUACUCCGUGAAACGGGCCAGUUUACUCGAGUGACAGUGACGCUCGCGAGGUACCGAUUCGCGUCACUACGCGGAACUACGUGAUCGUUCUCGUCAGCUGGUCCUAACCGAGCCGAUCGACAGAGAAACGACACACGAAAAACGACACUCAACACGAGCUCCUAGUAUGCGUUGACCGAAAACACUCCGAGCUCCUCGUAUCUCGUGGUGUCCACGUGGCGGGAAUCGAGGCGAGGAUAAGACGGACGAGAGGACCGUCUGCGGUGUAAGGGGAGCAUUUUUGCGAGGCGUACAACGAAAAGCCUGAGAAACGUGGUCGAUAACGGAUAGGCGGGUGCCCUUCGGAGCGUCGAUGGAUCACGGAGCGAUGGAUAGCGCUUCGGACCACAGCAGCCGCGCGAGUCCCGUAACCGGCAGCCCGAAACACCCUCACAGCCCGUCGGGCCAGCAAGGUCAGCAACAGCUCCACGGGUCCCAGCACCAGCCACCGCCGCCGUCGCACCAGCAGCCGCACCCGCGGGACCAGCUCCGCGAACAACAAUCGCAACAGCAACAGCACCGAGGCGUUCCCACGCCGGGAUCGCCGACCAGAGGGUCGCCACCUCAGGGACUUCCGUUGAGCCCGCCGCCCCUUUCCGCCGGAGGAGCACCCGGUGCACCACCGGGCAUGGUACCCAGAAUGCCCGGUCUACCGCCGCCGGGGCUGGGCCUGUUGGGCCAGCUCGGCGGCAUGCUCAGCGGUCAUCACGGCUCGCCGCUCGAGCUGAUGGCCGCCCAUCACGCCGUACUGCCGCCGAGAUCGUACAACAGCCCGCCGCCGAUCAGCACCAGCGAUCCGACCGCGAACGAGUGCAAGCUGGUCGACUACCGCGGGCAAAAGGUAGCCGCGUUCAUCAUCGCCGGGGACACGAUGCUCUGCCUGCCGCAGGCGUUCGAACUGUUCUUGAAGCACCUCGUCGGCGGCCUCCACACCGUAUACACGAAGCUGAAGAGACUCGACAUAGUGCCGUUGGUGUGCAACGUGGAACAAGUUAGGAUCCUGCGAGGCCUCGGAGCGAUCCAGCCGGGAGUCAAUCGAUGCAAGCUGCUCAGCUGCAAGGAUUUCGACAUCCUCUACAGGGACUGCACCACGGCCAGCUCCAGGCCAGGAAGACCACCGAAGAGAGCUUCCGUCGGUCUCAGUCUCGCGGCCAGUCAUCUGGCAGCAGCGGCCGGUCACCACCCCCAACCAUCCCUCAAGAAGCACAGAAUGGACAACGGCGACUACUACGAGAACGGCCAUUUGGAUGUGCCGAGAAUGGAGAAAUCGCCGUUGCUCGCCAACGGGUACAAUCACCCGCCCACGCACUUGAGUCACAUGCAGUUCAUGCAACUGGGUGGACAUCCGGGUGCAGGACACACGGCGAUCCUGUCGCCGGCUAGUCUGCCGCAUCACCUGCAGGCCCAGGCUCAGGCGCGGGCCGAGCAGGGCCUUAAAGUGAACCCGAACAUGUCCAACAUGGAGGCGCUCGCGAGGUCCGGGACGGUUUGGGAAAACUGCCGAGCUGCCUACGAAGACAUAGUGAAACAUCUCGAAAGGCUCCGCGAGGAGAGAGGAGACGCCGAGAGGGCACUAGCGCUGGACCAAAAACCCAGGGAUCUGAGCUCGCACAAUGGUUCCUCGAACGGUCACAGUCCCGUGUUGAACCUGUCGAAGACUGCUGGAAGCGGAAGCGUGGGCGAGCACUCCGGAAGCGAGGCGGAGGCGUCGCACCGUUCGCAGGACGACGAGGAGGAGGACGACAAUCUGUCCGAGGACCUGGACGACGAGAACGAGAAGGACGAAGAUCUUUCGGACGGGCCGGAGAACCUGCCGCUGCCGGCGCCGGGGUCGGAGAGUCCUCAGGCCCUGAACUACUCGCAGAUCGCCUCCGCAGCGGUGGCCGUUUCACAGGGAGGCCAGGACCCCUCGGUGUCGAGUACGGAGACCCUGCUGAGGAAUAUCCAGGGCCUGCUGAAGGUCGCGGCCGACAACGCGAGGCAGCAGGAGAGGCAGAUCAACUACGAGAAAGCCGAGCUGAAGAUGGACGUACUCCGGGAGAGGGAAGUCAAGGACAGUCUCGAGCGACAGCUCCAGGACGAGCAGAAAGUCCGAGUGAUGUACCAGAAACGGUUAAAGAAGGAACGGAGGGCAAGGAAGCGCCUACAGGAGCAGCUGGACCUGGAGAUCAAGAGGCGCACGCAGCUGGAGGAGGCGUUGAAGGCGACGGGAGCCUCUUCCGAGCAAGUCAGAGCGAUUACCGUAUCUUAUUCGAUUACAGAGAACGUAACGGUGGAGGCUCGCACGAGUUCCGAGCCGCCGGAAGCUAGUCCAGUGCACUCGCAGUCGCAGCAGCAACCCUCGCAGCAGCAAUCAUCUCAGCAACCCCUUCAGCAACAGCAGCAGGCCCAACAGUAUCGGGAGGCCCAGGUACCGCGUCCCUCCCAGCAACCCUCGACGCCCGAGAAACCGGCAUGGGGCUACGGUUUGGACCUGAUCGGCAGCCAAGCGUCCGCCUUCUGGCAGAACUAUCAAGAGUCGCUGGUACAGGAACUGGAGCUAGAGAGAAAAUCGCGGCAGCACCAGGCGGCCGAGAGGGACCAAGUCAAGUCUCCUCUUCAAGAAUCCCGAACGGGUUACUACAAGAAUUCCGUUCUGUUCACGAGCGCGACCUAGAAGAGGCUGGAAGAUGCCAGGCGGGGCGAGCGUCUAGCGAGCAGCCAAAACGAGUGACCGAGGGACCGCGAACGAACAAGGUGAACGCUGAACGUAGUUUCGUCGUAGUUUCGUGAUUCCGCGAGAAACGAUCGCACAGGUGAUAGAAUCGCGAACGGACGAUUAUAUACGCGAAAAGAAAAGUGCGCGAGCGAGUUUGCAACGCGAACGAUCAUCUCGAACUCGAAGAGUGCUCGAAAGGACCAGAAGUGAGAACGAGGAUACACAUAUCAACGGGCCGAAACGAAUCCGGUUCGUUUCUGGGACUCGAGUACGGAACAGUCGCGUCUCGAAACGCUUCCGACGUGCGAAACGGAGAGGCGAAACGAUAUUUAUACGCGAACCACACACGUAUACCACAACGUCCCCGAGGAUGCGCCGAUCGAUCGAGGGACGGUCGAGGAAAAAAUUCGAUCACGAUUAAUUAUCGAUGAUAGAGGGACGAUAAAUAUUUCUAAAGACUGCUUGAGAGUGCGUGCGCGUGUGCAUGCGUUCCUAGAGGUACCUAUCUCCUAAUUAUCGAGCGAAUUCAAUUAGCUAAUCGUGUUUAAGCUGCGCGGGCGAUCGGGCGCGCACCGCGCCGGUUUCGAGUAUUAUUUGAGUAUGAUUAUUAUUAAUAUUAUUUACCCGGCUGCGGGGCGCGCCGGGACGAUCGUGGAAACAGUGCGAACGAGUACGCGCCUCGGACGUCGCGAGCUCGUCGCUCGAGCACCGUUGACCAUCGUUUCCUCGUGAAACGCGGACUUUCACGAACGGAAGUUCGAGCGACCAGCCGCGACCUCGAUCGGAUUUGUAUCAUAUAGAAUGAGUGAGGAGCGCGUGAAUGCGUCGUUUAUUAAAAAAAACAAAGGCGAAUCGUGUGGAAGGAGAGGAGAGAGAAUCGUGCGAGAACGAGGCGAUGAGUUUACGUAGAACGGCAGCAGCGGCUUCGAUCGAGGAGAGAGAGGGGAGGAGAAAUGUAGAUCGGGGGAGAGGCGGCGGAUGAUUCUCCCGUGCGUUUUAUGAAUCGUAACACCUUAUUUAUAUAAAUAAACUUAGUUACUAUCGUCGACAAGUAAGGCUAAUGCAUAUUUGCGUGUGUCCCGCGUUACGCGUCGAUCGGCCGUGCAUGGAUCGGCGAAAUAUUCCCGGUGAACGACCAACAGGAUGCUGCGAGCGGAGACGGACAGACGGACGACGAGCGUCUUUCGAGCUCGAGCCGCGACGAAUAUUUCCCCGACGGGCCGAUCCCCGUAUUUAAGAUCCAUGUACAAAGUCUUUUGCCCGUAAGGUUCUUGUGUUGUAAAAAAAAAAGUUCACAUAAUCAUAGUGUCUAGAUCGUAUCGUACCGGCUGACCGGCCGUUAAGACGAUGCUACACGUAGUGAAACAAAAUGACAAAAAAAAAUACGAGAAUUUAACCACCGAUAGCUCAUCUGUAUUUGCCAUCGCCGCUACCAAUCGAACCGGGGUCAACCUCGACGAUCGAGAAUCGCCGGCGAGGAACUGUCGAUUCCACGGGAAUCGAGCCGAGAGUAUCGAGAAACACAUCGUCCCAAGCUCGGCGAAACGACUCGGAGCUUAGAACCAUUCGACGAAUCUCGCCGGCGGCUCUCGGCCGGUGAGUAAAAUUGCGAUAUUGAUGCGAAUAAAGAAAUUCCGCAGGGGUGGGUUGCGUACAGGGGAAAGAAAACGUUGGGUCGGGUGGGGAAGAACAGUAUCGCCACACACUACCGAGUAACGAUGACGACGAGCGAUUACGAUUUCGCGAUCGGACUUAUACAAUCUAGUAUCGAAGACAAAAAGUGUAUUCAUUGUAAUUCAGCAUUAUUACCUAUAAAUAAAUAGUUGUUAUUGUAAA
Molecule: messenger RNA, 5026 nt
Organism: Ceratina calcarata
Lineage: Eukaryota; Metazoa; Arthropoda; Insecta; Hymenoptera; Apidae
Gene: dac
Product: dachshund family transcription factor
Exons: 12
Coding region: 806-3148 (780 amino acids)
Biological process (GO): regulation of transcription by RNA polymerase II
Cellular component (GO): transcription regulator complex; nucleus
Molecular function (GO): RNA polymerase II cis-regulatory region sequence-specific DNA binding; DNA-binding transcription factor activity, RNA polymerase II-specific
Source: RefSeq, a predicted model, not a curated record